AGGCUGAGUGGGACACAAACGUCUGAGCCCGUGUCGCCUGGGGCGCUGAGAAGAGAGUGUGGCCCGGGAGAGGGUGGAGACGACGACUGUGACGGGCUUCCCGGCUGCCUGUAGUGGGAGUGGUGUGGGCUGCAGGAAGGAGAGAGGAAGAGGAGCAGAAGGGGGCAGCAGCGGCCGCCGCUAACGGCCUCCCUGGGCGCUGACAGGCUGGGCCGGCGCCCGGAUCGCUCGGGAGUUCGCGCCGCCGCCGCUUCGGCCGCUCGGCUCCUGGGCCCGAACUUGCGGCGCGCGUCGAGGCGGAGAGCUGCUGCCUCCGCACAGCGAGAGAGGCCGGGUCCUCGCCGCCGAGGGAUGUGAGUGGGAGCCGAACCCGCGCGGGAGGGCCCGGAGGUCCCAGGCUGGCGACGCUCGGAACCGUGCCCGCUCCGGGGGCUUCGCAGAUCUUGGCCGACCGGAGGCGCUGAGUAGGAGCAGCCCCUGCGGGCUUGGGGGCGCGUCCUCGUCGCCCGAUCCGGGCAGCGGGUUUCAGAAGCAGGCAAGGGACCAAGAUGUGAACUGUUUCUCUUCAGAAAAAGAGGCCCUUCCUCCCCUUCCCGCGGCGACCAAUGUUCUGAAAAAGACUGCAUGGGAAUGGCUUGCCUUACAAUGACAGAAAUGGAAGGAACAUCCACAUCUCCUAUACAUCAGAAUGGUGAUAUUCCCGGAAAUGCUAAUUCUGUGAAGCAAAUAGAUCCAGUCCUACAGGUGUAUCUUUAUCAUUCCCUUGAGAAAGCUGAGGGAGAUUACCUGAAAGCUGAGGGAGAUUACCUGAAGUUUCCAACUGGGGAGUAUGUUGCGGAAGAAAUUUGUGUUGCUGCUUCUAAAGCUUGUGGAAUCACACCUGUGUAUCAUAGUAUGUUUGCUUUAAUGAGUGAAACAGAAAGAAUCUGGUAUCCGCCCAACCAUGUCUUCCAUGUAGAUGAUUCAACCGGGCACAAUGUACUCUACAGAAUAAGAUUUUACUUUCCUUACUGGUAUUGUAAUGGCAGCAACAGAACCUAUCGGCAUGGGAUAUCUCGAGGUGCUGAAGCUCCUCUUCUUGAUGACUUUGUCAUGUCUUACCUUUUUGCUCAGUGGCGGCAUGAUUUUUUGCAUGGAUGGAUAAAAGUACCUGUGACUCAUGAAACACAGGAAGAAUGUCUUGGGAUGGCAGUGUUAGAUAUGAUGAGGAUAGCCAAAGAAAAGGAUCAAACCCCACUGACCAUCUAUAGCUCUAUCAGCUACAAGACAUUCUUACCAAAAUGUGUUCGAGCAAAGAUCCAAGACUAUCAUAUUUUGACAAGAAAACGAAUAAGGUACAGAUUUCGCAGAUUUAUUGAGCAAUUCAGCCAUUGCAAAGCCACUGCCAGGAACUUGAAACUUAAGUAUCUUAUAAAUCUGGAAACUCUUCAGUCUGCCUUCUACACAGAGCAAUUUGAAGUAAAAGAACCUGGAAGAGGUCCUUCAGGUGAGGAGAUUUUUGCAACCAUUAUAAUAACUGGAAACGGUGGAAUUCAGUGGUCAAGAGGGAAACAUAAAGAAAGUGAGACACUGACAGAACAGGAUUUACAGUUAUAUUGUGAUUUUCCUGAUAUUAUUGAUGUCAAUAUUAAGCAAGCACACCAAGAAGGCUCAGAUGAAAGCAGAAUUGUAACUAUCCAUAAGCAAGAUGGUAAAACUCUGGAAAUUGAACUUAGCUCAUUGAGAGAAGCUUUGUCUUUUGUGUCAUUAAUUGAUGGAUAUUAUAGAUUAACUGCAGAUGCACAUCAUUACCUCUGUAAAGAAGUAGCACCUCCGAUGGUGCUUGAAAAUAUACAAAGCAACUGUCAUGGCCCAAUUUCAAUGGAUUUUGCCAUCAGCAAGCUGAAGAAAGCAGGUAAUCAGACUGGACUCUAUGUACUUCGAUGCAGUCCAAAGGACUUUAAUAAAUAUUUUCUGACUUUUGCUGUUGAGCGAGAAAAUAUCAUUGAAUAUAAGCACUGUUUGAUUACAAAAAAUGAGAAUGGAGAAUACAACCUCAGUGGGACUAAGAAGAACUUUAGUAAUCUUAAAGAUCUUUUGAAUUGCUAUCAGAUGGAAACUGUUCGCUCAGACAGUAUAAUUUUCCAGUUUACUAAAUGCUGUCCCCCAAAGCCAAAAGAUAAAUCAAACCUUCUAGUCUUCAGAACCAAUGGUGUUUCUGAUGUACCAACCUCACCAACGUUACAGAGGCAUAAUAAUGUGAACCAAAUGGUGUUUCACAAAAUCAGAAAUGAAGAUUUGACAUUUAAUGAAAGCCUUGGCCAAGGCACUUUUACAAAAAUUUUUAAAGGUGUAAGAAGAGAAGUAGGAGACUAUGGUCAAUUGCAUGAAACAGAAGUUCUUUUAAAAGUUCUGGAUAAAUCACAUAGAAACUACUCAGAGUCUUUCUUUGAAGCAGCAAGCAUGAUGAGCCAGCUCUCUCACAAAUAUCUGGUUUUAAAUUAUGGAGUAUGUGUCUGUGGAGAGGAGAAUAUUCUGGUUCAGGAGUUUGUAAAAUUUGGAUCACUAGAUAUAUAUCUGAAAAAGAAUAAAAAUUCUAUAAAUAUAUUAUGGAAACUUGAAGUGGCUAAACAAUUGGCGUGGGCCAUGCAUUUUCUAGAAGAAAAAGCCCUUGUUCAUGGGAAUGUGUGCGCCAAAAAUAUUCUACUUAUCAGAGAAGAAGACAGGAAGACAGGAAAUCCUCCUUUCAUCAAACUUAGUGAUCCUGGCAUUAGUAUUACAGUUUUGCCAAAGGACAUUCUUCAGGAGAGAAUACCAUGGGUACCACCUGAAUGCAUUGAAAAUCCUAAAAAUCUAAACUUGGCAACAGACAAAUGGAGUUUUGGUACCACUUUGUGGGAAAUCUGCAGUGGAGGAGAUAAGCCUCUGAGUGCUUUGGAUUCUCAAAGAAAGCUACAGUUUUAUGAAGAUAGGCACCAGCUUCCUGCACCAAAGUGGACAGAAUUAGCAAAUCUUAUUAAUAAUUGUAUGGAUUACGAACCAGAUUUUAGACCUUCUUUCAGAGCCAUCAUACGUGAUCUUAAUAGUUUGUUUACUCCAGAUUAUGAACUAUUAACAGAAAAUGACAUGUUACCAAAUAUGAGGAUAGGUGCCCUAGGGUUUUCUGGUGCUUUUGAAGACCGAGACCCUACACAGUUUGAAGAGAGACACUUGAAAUUUCUACAGCAGCUUGGCAAGGGUAAUUUUGGGAGUGUGGAGAUGUGCCGUUAUGACCCUCUACAAGACAACACGGGGGAGGUGGUGGCUGUGAAAAAGCUCCAGCAUAGUACUGAAGAACACCUCAGAGACUUUGAAAGAGAAAUCGAAAUCCUUAAAUCCCUGCAGCAUGACAACAUUGUAAAGUACAAGGGAGUGUGCUACAGUGCUGGUCGGCAUAAUCUAAGAUUAAUUAUGGAAUAUUUACCAUAUGGAAGUUUACGAGACUAUCUCCAAAAACAUAAAGAACGGAUAGAUCAUAAAAAACUUCUGCAGUACACAUCUCAGAUAUGCAAGGGUAUGGAGUAUCUUGGUACAAAAAGGUAUAUCCACAGGGAUCUGGCAACAAGGAAUAUAUUGGUGGAGAAUGAAAACAGAGUUAAAAUUGGAGAUUUUGGGUUAACCAAAGUCUUGCCACAAGACAAAGAAUACUACAAAGUGAAAGAACCUGGUGAAAGUCCCAUAUUCUGGUAUGCUCCAGAAUCACUGACAGAGAGCAAGUUUUCUGUGGCCUCAGAUGUUUGGAGCUUUGGAGUGGUUCUGUAUGAACUUUUCACGUAUAUUGAGAAGAGUAAAAGUCCACCAGCGGAAUUUAUGCGUAUGAUUGGCAAUGACAAACAAGGACAGAUGAUUGUGUUUCAUUUGAUAGAACUCCUGAAGAAUAAUGGAAGAUUACCAAGACCAGAUGGAUGCCCAGAUGAGAUUUAUGUGAUCAUGACACAAUGCUGGAACAAUAAUGUAAAUCAACGACCGUCUUUCAGAGACCUAGCUCUUCGAGUUGAUCAAAUAAGGGACAACAUGGCUGGAUGAAAGAAAUGAACUUCCCUCUGAGACCAAAAUAGACGUAGAGAACAAAGUUUUGUAUUUCACAUUGCCCUGGACUAUUAUUACAUGUAUCAUUUUAUGUAUAUCAUGAUGCUAGCCAGCAAAGAUGUGGAAAUAUCUGCUCAAAACUUUGAAAGUUUAUUGAGUUUUUCUUCAUGAGGACACUAGUUAAAAAGACAUUGAUGAAAGUCCUUAGCAAAGAAUUUUGUAAAAAGUUUGAUGAACCUAAUCAGUCAGUUAAAUCACCUUUCUUUGGAAAAGAAAAAAAAUAGACUUUUUUCAACUCAGAAUUUUGAGAGAUGAAAAAAUUGUAAUGUACAUUUUGCAAAGUUAAAGAUGCACAGAAUACAUAUGUACAGUUUUUACCACAGUGAAUGUAUAAUACCCUGGCAUCUUGUGUGAUGUUUUACACAAGGGCUAGUAUUCAUUAAUGAUGUUUUCUAAUUUUUCCAUAGUCGAUCUACAAUAACUUCACUAUACAAACAAAUUAAGAUGCUCAGAUAAUUGAAUAAGCACGUUUUUGUCCUUGUUCAUCUGUAUCACUGGCCAGCAAUAUAAGCAGGUGUACACUUUUAGCUUGUUGUUCUAUGUACUGUAAAUGUUUUUCAAAGCAAAGGGAACAAAUGUUUAGUUUUAUUUGUAUAGGAAAUUUCCCUGACCCUAAAGAAUUUACAUUUUGAAAUGGAACAAGUUUACAAAGAUAUAACACAGUCUAUUUUCUUA
Ceratotherium simum simum (southern white rhinoceros) is the source of this 4782-nucleotide messenger RNA. It is a transcript of the gene JAK2, whose product is annotated as Janus kinase 2. Gene Ontology annotation, cellular component: membrane; cytosol; cytoskeleton. NCBI's taxonomy places the organism in Eukaryota, Metazoa, Chordata, Mammalia, Perissodactyla, Rhinocerotidae. Gene Ontology annotation, biological process: growth hormone receptor signaling pathway via JAK-STAT; erythrocyte differentiation; cytokine-mediated signaling pathway. Gene Ontology annotation, molecular function: non-membrane spanning protein tyrosine kinase activity; growth hormone receptor binding; histone binding. The record is from RefSeq and is a predicted model, not a curated record.